GCCCGGCCCGGCCCCUGCUGUCAACACCCGGAACUCGCAAACGAAACCGAAAGUGGCGCCGGAGCCGGGGUGAAGCGGGACGGGACGGACCCGGAGACGGCCUGAGGCGGCACAGGGCGAAACUUGCUGCCGCCGAGCCAGGUCCCGCCACCUGCGGAGGUUCGCGGGAGCCCGGACGCGGUUCAGCGCCGGCGGAAGCGUCCCGCAGCGCCGGGAUGGCAGAGGCGGCCCGGGACGAGCGCUUCCUCUACAUGAUCGCCUGCUUUAGGCCGCGGCUGAAGCAGUGCAUCCGGGUGCAGCCGGUGCUGGACCAGCUCUGCUCCCUCAGCGCCGAGGAGAAGGAGAAGGUGCGGGCGGUCGCCCUGCAGCGGGGCGAUGUGGAGGGGGCGGAGGAGCUGCUGCGGGCCGUGGAGCGGGGCCCCCGCGGCUGUGGCUGGUUCCACGAGUUCCUGCAGGCGCUGGAGAGCGGCGGCUGCAACCUGGCCGCCUGCUACUUAAACCCCAGCCUCAGCCAGCUGCCCUCGCCUGACGAGGAGGCAGACCACGACCUCUGCGUGCACUUGGUGCAACUACUCCACAGCACACUGGUGGAUAAAAUGCGCCCCGUAGAACUGGCGGAGAAGUGCUUGGAGAUGGGCAUCUUCCAGGAGGAGGACCUGGAUCGGAUCCACACUGUUACUGACAAUCGUGGGAACAGAGAUGGUGCAAGGGAGCUACUGAGCAGAAUAGUGCAGAAGAAAGGCUGGUUCUCUCCUUUUUUGACUGCUCUGCGUGAAACCCAACAUGGAAGCCUUGCAGAUGAUUUAAGUGGAAAUACAAGAGGAACAGAGAAUGGACAAAAUGGGAUGAAGAGCAGUACAAAUGAAGAAGCAGAAGUAACAAGCCAGCCAGGAUAUGCCAUACUGGAGGAUUUGAAGCCACAAGGAAAAGUGAAUAAUAGUUUCAACAAUGAGAGCAGUACAUUGGAAACAACUUCAGAUGUCUCCACAGGAGAUGGAAGUGGCAGUAGCUUGAAUGAAAACCUGGAGCAGUCCUACAAUACCAGUGAUUCAGAUGAAGAUGAUGUGGAGAACAGAACUUCACCUGAGCCAGAUUUGGUCCUGAGAGAUUACCAGAUGGAAGUUGCAAAGCCAGCCCUCAAUGGGGAGAAUAUUAUAAUAUGUCUUCCUACAGGCAGUGGUAAAACCAGAGUGGCUGUUUACAUUGCCAAAGAUCACUUGGAUAAGAAGAAAAGAGCAUUAGAGCCUGGAAAAGUGAUAGUGCUUGUUAACAAGGUGUCGUUGGUAGAACAGCACUUACAAACGGAGUUCAAGCCGUUCUUGAAGCGUUGGUAUCACGUUACUGGGUUAAGUGGGGACACUCAGCUGAAAAUCUCAUUUCCUGAAGUUGUCAGAAGGCAUGAUGUCAUCAUCAGUACAGCACAGAUCCUAGAGAACUCACUGAGAAAUGCAUCUGUAGAAGAUGAAGACAGCGUCCGCUUAGCAGAUUUUUCACUCAUCAUUAUUGAUGAAUGUCAUCACACUCAAAAGGAAGGUGUCUACAACAACAUAAUGCGGCGUUACUUGAAAGAAAAGAUCAAGAACAAGAAGCGAGCAAAAGAAAACAAACCACUGAUCCCACAGCCUCAGAUUCUGGGACUUACAGCUUCACCUGGUGUAGGAGGUGCAAAAUCUCACUCAAAAGCUGAAGAGCAUAUUCUCAAAAUCUGUGCCAAUCUUGAUGCCUCUAGAAUCAUGACUGUUGAAGAGCAUGCCUCCCAGCUGCAGAAUCAGGUGAAAGAACCCUAUAAAAAAAUUGUGAUUGCAGAUGAUAAAAGAAAGGAUCCAUUUAGAGAGAGAAUUACUGAGAUCAUGACAGACAUUCAAAACUAUUGCCAGCUCCAUCCAAAAUCUGAGUUUGGAACUCAACCUUAUGAACAGUGGGUGAUAAGAGAAGAGAGAAGAGCUGCUAAAGAAAAGAAACGCAAGGAACGGGUCUGUGCAGAACACCUGAAGAAAUACAAUGAUGCUCUCCAGAUAAAUGACACCAUCCGAAUGAUAGAUGCAUACAAUCACCUCUGUAACUUUUAUAAGGAGGAGAAAAGUAAAAAGAUGGUAAGGACCAGUAAUGAUGAUGAUGAAGAACCAGGAGUAACAAAACAGGAUGAAACAGAUGAAUUUCUAAUAGGUUUAUUUGAUGCAAAAAAGAAAGAGCUGAAAGACUUGGCUAGAAAUCCAGCCUAUGAAAAUCAGAAGCUAAUCCAGCUGCGAAACACUCUAAUGGAGGAGUUCGCAAAGACUCGGGAACCCAGAGGAAUUAUUUUCACAAAGACUCGACAAAGUGCCAUUGCUCUGUUCCAGUGGAUUGAGGAUAACCCCAAAUUUGAAGAAGUGGGAAUUAAGGCCCAUUACAUCAUUGGUGCUGGACAUAACAGUGAAACUAAACAUAUGACUCAGAAUGCACAAAAGGAGGUUACUGAUAAAUUCCGAGGUGGAAAUGUAAAUUUACUCAUUGCUACCACUGUAGCUGAGGAAGGCUUAGACAUCAAAGAGUGUAACAUUGUUAUUCGCUACGGCCUCGUCACCAAUGAGAUUGCUAUGAUGCAGGCUCGUGGUCGAGCUCGAGCUGCUGAGAGCACCUAUGCGCUUGUAGCUUCCAUUGGCUCUGGAGCUGUGGAACGUGAGGUUGUUAACAAUUUCCGUGAGGAAAUGAUGUACAAGGCCAUUCAACGGGUCCAGAAGAUGCCACAAGAAGAGUAUUUAGCUAAGAUUGAGAAUUUCCAGUUGCAAAGUAUACUGGAAAACAAGAUGAAGGCAAAGAGAAAUCAGCACAAGACAUACAAGAAAAAGUCUUCAUUAAUAAAAUUCCUGUGCAAAAAUUGCCACAAGCUGGUAUGUUCUGGAGAAGAUAUUCAAGUUAUUGAAAACAUGCAUCAUGUCAGUGUGAAAAAAGAUUUCCAAAGUCUUUACCAUGCAAGAGAAAACAGGACACAGCAAGAUAAGCAUGCUGAUGAGCUGACAAAUAGGGAGAUUAUCUGUAAAGACUGUGGACAGACUUGGGGAAAUAUGAUGGUUCACCGAGGUCUUGACCUACCUUGUCUAAAGAUUAAAAAUUUUGUGGUUGUGUUUGAAGACAAAAAGACAACAGAAGAUAUUUUUAAGAGGUGGAAAGAUCUGCCUGUUGAGUUCCCCGGGCUUGAUUAUGCAGCAUAUUGUUCUUCGAGUGAUGAAGAUUAAGAACUUGGAAUGAAAAUAAAAGCCAUUUUCAACUUUUCCCUAACUACUGAUUAGAAACUCCUGUGCUGCAUCAUAAAGAUUGUGAAAACUCCUGGGCCUGAGAAUGAUGACUUGGAGUGGGUAAAAAAACUCAAGGAAAUAGGAAGAUGAAGUCACACAGUUACUGUCUGAUCUCAGAUUUGCAGUGGUAACAGAACAAAGACAUGGUAACAUGACAAAGAUGUGCAGUCAUGCAUCAAUGGAACAAAUGCCCAUCUCUACUCAGUACAAUCCAUCUUAGUGUGACAACACCAUCAGAAGCAUGUAAGGUGACCUGCUGCCAGGCACAAAACAUAGGACAGACCUCUUGAACGUGCCACGGUGAUUAUUUUCUGGGUUUCUUCCUGCUGUAGCCCUUUUGAAGAUAAAUGUGCCUCAAAAGGGGAGCCAUGUAAAGAGGAUAGCUUAGCUGAGUAUUUCUGAAUAAUCACUUUGUCACUGCUUUCAUGACUGAGCUCUUCCCCUCUAUGUUUUCACAGCUCAAAAUUAGGUAUCCAUUAAAAGACACUUCAAAAAUUCAAGGCCUUAA
This is a messenger RNA of Pogoniulus pusillus (Red-fronted tinkerbird), 3783 nucleotides long. RefSeq names its product interferon induced with helicase C domain 1 (gene IFIH1). Lineage: Eukaryota; Metazoa; Chordata; Aves; Piciformes; Lybiidae. Gene Ontology annotation, biological process: antiviral innate immune response; MDA-5 signaling pathway. The coding region runs from base 216 to 3215 and encodes 999 amino acids. Gene Ontology annotation, molecular function: hydrolase activity; single-stranded RNA binding; zinc ion binding. The transcript is spliced from 16 exons. The record is from RefSeq and is a predicted model, not a curated record. Gene Ontology annotation, cellular component: cytoplasm.